Messenger RNA from Cylindrotheca closterium, 459 nucleotides. The record is from the annotation of a GenBank genome assembly. Lineage: Eukaryota; Bacillariophyta; Bacillariophyceae; Bacillariales; Bacillariaceae.
AUGAUACUCGAAGCUUUCUACGAUGCGAAAGUCAAGACAAGCCCUUGGAAAAGAGUGUAUAUAUUGGCAGAGCUAAAUCGCCUGCAACAAAACUACCCCUAUGAAGACACAGAAUUGCACCAAAUGUUAGUCGCAGUCGAAGAGGAAACCGAGAUGGUGGUUGGAUUUGUGGAUAUCGAUGCACGGCCGUGCAAGACAAAAAUAAAGCUCCCGCGACCAUACUUAUCCGAUUUAUGUGUGCAUCCAGACUUUCGACGACGAGGAAUUGCCAAUAGGCUGGUCAAAACUUGUGAAGAGUUUACAAAACAAAUCCCUAGACCGGAAAUUUGGAUUCGCGUCAAGGGCGACAACAAUGGGGCAAUAGAAAUGUACAAAAACUUGGAUUAUUCCAUUACUGGACAAGAUGAAAAUGACCCGGCAAUUCUCGUGCUGCAUAAGCAGUUUGAGUCUGCAGAAUAG